UUCAUAUGUAGCCCGCGUUUGAUGGUAAAAUAUGAACGAGAACGAUAGCUUGAAUUGAGAUACUUAGUGUAACUUUACCGAAUUUGUAUUAUUUCUGUAUAAUAAAACGAGGGAGAACGGGCUAGCAUAUGCACUUUAGGAGCUGGGUUUAUUGACUUCGUUGGAGUUUACGACACUGGAAAGGGAAAUAACGCACCAGCCUAUUGCUAAUAAACAUUAGCACGGAUGGGGAGCAGCUGUUUGCGGUGGAUGGGAGGUUGAAACUUAGGACAGUGAUGUAAACGGACCAUGUGAAGAGGAUUGACAACACCAAGAAGCGUCGUUUUUGCUUGGGUCCGGGACAGCCGCGCUACCAUGUAUGCAAGCUCAAACAAUCCCACAAAGGCCGGCUCCAGCAGCAGCAUCACUGGGCUGCUGAGCGCUCUGUGUGACUGCAGCCUCUCUGGGGUAUCUUGGAAGCGUAGAGCCCUCGGAGGAGUUUCCAGAGAAGGUUUCCACCGAGCUCUCAAAAAACGGGCAUACAGCGCCCUGUUGUCUAAGCUUUUUCAAGAUGGCACCAAAGGGUCAGCCUCGAGACCGAGUGCCGCAGCCAAUACUCCACCCAGGAACAAAGUCCUAAUGAUGUGUUUUGACUUGCGAGUGGCUGGGUGCCGGGAGGAAGCCGAGGCGCUGGAGGACCAGCUGGAGAGGCUGCAUGAGGGAGCGUCCUCUGGUCUGAAAGAAGUAGACUCUGUGCUGGAACUCCUGGUGAGUCUUGCCGGCUCUGCACCUCCACCUUCUACCUCUUUCAGCAGGGACUAUAUGAGGCGAGAGAGGCCCGUGCUGCGGAGGCCUCGACCCUGGAGCUACCAGAGCGAGGACCUGCAAAGGCUUGAGGCCAGGGCGUGGGGUCUCGUGUGUGCAGAGGAAUGGGGGACUUUGGAGACUCUGUGUGGAACUCAGAGGUUGAUGUACUCUCUGCCGGGGACAGGGUUACUGGCUUUGAGGACUAAAGUGGAAGCAGAAGAAAGAUUUGAGAAGGAAACUAGGCUGACAUUGUUUGGGGCACUGCAACACACUCGAACAUCAGACAUGGACAUCAGACUGGACCUACCUCCUGUUCCCAGUAAUAUUGAUGUUACUGGGCUGGCCAUCAGGGUUCCUCAUUAUUUAGAUCAGUCUGAGGACGAGGGCUUCCAGUCAGCCUCCAACCUGACCCCAGACUCUCAGUCAGAGUCGAGCCCUGUUCCAGAUGUUGACAUCUGGGAGGCUGUCCGGACAUUUGAGCCUGGAAGACGCCGCUGCUGGGAGUCUGUUGGCUGCCCACCAGGAAAAAAGGAGUCCAUCUUUCUCACAGAGGGAGGGAGGGAGACUUUUGACCAGCUCUAUCGACUACGGGAGGGAGAGAUGAGGGUUGUGACUUCUGGUGCAUCUUCUCCUAUCUUCAUGCUGCCCCAGGACUCCCAGAAGCAAUUAGUAUCCGACCUCCUGAAUGUUCUGAUAGGAGUGGCGUCCACUACCUUCCCUCUCAACCAGAGCGUUCAGUUUGACGUCAGGCCCGGUGUGUGCGUGUCGGGAGCUUCUCCAGAGAGUGUGUCUCGUCUUCUGGGGGAGUUGGCCCAAUACGGCACCUACUACCUGAGGCUGAGCCGCUUUUCUCUCCAGAGUGCUGACAAGAAGGGCCUAGUCUUGCAGGCGUUCACUGGUGGUUUGAGGAAGUAUCUGCAUUACUACCGAGCUUGUGUUCUCAGCACUCCACCUACUCUCAGCCUGUUGACUAUUGGCUUCCUUUUCCGCAAAGUGGGCCGCCAACUCAGGUACCUGUCGGAGCUGUGCUGUGUGGACGGCCCUUCGGGUACAGGCCAGGCCACCUUCCCUGUGGGUGUUAAGCUGCUGUCCUACCUCUACAGUGAAGCUCAGAGUAACUGCAGCAACGAGAACUAUCCCGUCCUGCUGUCACUGUUAAAGAGCUGCUGUGAACCUUACACCCGGUUUGUGUCCGACUGGGUGUACAGCGGCGUGUUUCGAGACGUUUCUGGAGAAUUCAUGAUCCAGGUCAACGAGGAAUACCUUAGUUUCAGGGACAAACACUUCUGGGUUCAAGGCUACACUCUGAUCUCGAAGGAUGUGGAGGACUGUGUGCCAGUCUUCUUGAGACACAUUGCCAACGAUGUCUACGUCUGUGGGAAGACCAUAAACCUUCUCAAAAUCUGCUGUCCACAGCACUACAUCUGCUGGUCGGAGCUGCCGGUGCCUCGCAUCGCUGUCACCUUCUCCCUGCAGGAGGUGGAGGAGAUAGAGCGAGAAUGUGCGGUGUAUCGUGGACGCAUGGAGAGGAUUGCAAAACACAGCGCCAUCAGCAGGGAGGAGCAGGCCCUGCGAGCAGAGCGAGCGCGCCAGGAGCUGAUCAAUCAGGUCAGGGAGUCAGCAGCCAAAACCCUGGAGAGCAUCCGAGGGCACCAGGUGUCGCAGCGUUUGGCUGAGGAGGCCAAGAAAAGGGAACGCUUUGAGGAGCUGAAACAGCACCUGGAACAGGAGCAGGAGUGGCGAAAUGUAGCCAAGAAGAAGCAGGAGGAGGACGACUUCAGCUUUGCCAGAGAGCUGAGAGACAGAGAAAAGAGACUGCAAGCCCUGGAGGAGCAGCUGGAGCAGAGAGCCAGAAAGGAGCUGAUUGCUCAGUACAGCCGUUUGUCGGAGGAAGCAGCUUGCAGAGAGAGGAGGGCCAUGUGGAGAGUGCAGCGAAUGAGACUCGAAGAAGCCAGGGAACAGUUCUUCAUGCUCGACAGGCAGAAAAUUCAGGCAUUGCUGGAUAAAUACCCCUUAGGCCAGGAGAGCCCUCCCAUGGAUGUAUUGCCAUCUGGUCCCUCAUUCACACCACAACAAACCCAUGAGGAGCAGUUAGCAAACAUUCAAAGAUCAGAAGCUGUUUCCCCGCGACUUAAUCCAUCUGCAGCAGACCCUCUUCUCAUCUCUGAGGCCUGUGACAUCAGUGACCUUCUCCCUAAAUCACCGAAGCCUCACAGUCAGCAAGUGGAUAAAGCCCUGGAGAAGAUUGGCUCUGACCUACCUAAUGCCCGUCCUGCUCCACAACUCGUUGACUAUGACUUUAGUGCCACCUUUAGUCCGCUCGACGGUAUCGCCGAGCAAGCGUCAGCUCUACCCAGGACUCGGUGGGCACCUGCAGUCCAACCUCAGCUAAUGCAGAACCCCUUUCUCACUGAAGAAAACAUGUCUCAAGUUCAGGAAAAUGCCAGCUUUCGUCAAGGUCAGCAGACACAGAAGGAGAAUGAAACUACGAGUGUUCACAGGCAGCACUUACAGGCUUCUGGCUCAGGUAUAGACCAGGAUCAGCAUGAAGCUGCACUUGUAUCAGAACAAGAAGCAAAAGAUGAGCAGAACAAAGAUCAAACUAGGACUGAGCGAGUUGAGGCAGACACUAGAGACCAAAGCUCAGAGAGCCUAGAUAAACCUGGUGGAGGUAAUUCUCCUCCAGACCUUCAGAGCACUGCCCCCAUUACUAACGCAAAGGUUGGAAAGGUGGUUUCCGACAGAAGCUCCUCUCAGCCCUCUCUCAGCACCCAUGGCCAUUCGUCUGAUGCUCAUAUAAAGGUUGGACAGUUUGUCUCUGAGGUAACUGCUCAACUCCCCUCCCCUAACAUUCAUGGCCAUGCAUCAGACUCGCACAUCAAGAUCGGAGAACACAUGUCAGAAGUCAGCACCCCCACACCAUCCUCCAGUGUCCACGGUCACUCCUCUGAUGCUCACAUCAAAAUUGGAGAAUACAUUUCUGAGUUUGUACCUCCUCUUCCUGUCCCUAAUAUCCACGGUCACGUCUCGGACGCCCACAUCAAGGUUGGAGAACUCGUUUCUGACAUAGACGCUCCGUUACCGUCACCAAACGUUCACGGUCACAGUUCUGAUGCUCACAUAAAGGUUGGAGAAAAUGUUUCAGACAUUGCUGUUCCACGACCUGCCCCCAGUAUUCAUGGGCACUCCUCUGAUGCUAAUAUAAAAGUGGGUGAGUUUGUGUCUAAUGUCACUGAAGCGAGACCUCGUUGGAAUAAGCAUGGGCAUGCCGCGGACUGUAUCCUUCAGCCAGGCUGUGUUGUCUCUGGGUCAGAACUCCCCUCAGCCCCUCUACCUGGGAGCUCUUAUGGUCACUCCUCGGAUUCUAUCUUAGGUAUUGGAUGUGUAGUCCAGGGAAAUGAGCCCAAACGAUCUUCGUUACCUGGCAGUACCUAUGGCCAUUCGUCGGACUCGGCUUUGGGUGCUGGAUGUGCUGUCUCAAAAGCCGAUCCGCUUCCAUCGCCGCUACCAGGCAGCGCCUAUGGUCACUCCUCUGAUUCAACACUGGGAGUUGGCUGUGUGGUGCUGGGGUCAGAUCUACCACUAGCUGCUCUUCCAGGCAGCUCAUACGGUCACUCAUCAGACUCUUCACUAGGGGUUGGAUGUGUGGUGAAAGGAAAAGAAGGUCUCAACCGACAAAGGAUCAAGAACGAGGACGAUAAAGCUUCCCCUUCAGGCUCUCUUGUUGGUGGAUUGGGCUCCUGGACAUCGAGUUUGUGGUUGUCCCCCGGAGAGAAGUCACAGGAGGAUUACCUCAUGGCCUUAUCCACCCAGUACCAGGUGGAACACUAUGAGGACUGCUACAACUUACUAACUUCCUCCCCUGAGUCCCAGCUGCUGAAGCAGGUAACGCGGGGGCCCUGGGGCCUUCCCAUGGAUCCAACGCUUCGCAGAGCCACAGACACCACAGCUGUCCAGCUCAGUGAGAUGGUUUCCCUACCAGUGGUGAUAAAGCACUCCGUCACCGCCCCGCUCAUCACACAUGUGUUGUUGGUAAAUAAGGCUAUAGUGGACUACUUCUUUGUGGAGCUGGGGGUGGAAAGACACUUUGAGGCGCUGCGGCACUUCCUGCUGAUGGAGGAUGGCGAGUUUGCCCAGUCUCUCAGCGAUCUGAUCUUUGAAAAAAUGGCCAGUGGCCAGACUCCAGGCGAGCUGCUGACCCCAUUGGUUCUGAACUCCAUCCUCAGUAAGGCCCUGCAGUACAGCCUACAUGGAGACACCCCUUUAGCUUCUAAUUUCACCUUCGCCCUGCGCUUCCUGCCUGAAACUUUCCACCCCCAUGCCCCGGACUCCCUCAACUGUUUGGAGCUGCGCUACAAGGUGGACUGGCCGUUGAACAUCAUCAUCACCGACAGCUGCAUGAACAAGUACAACCGCUUGUUUUCGUUCCUGCUGCAGCUCAAACACAUGGUGUGGAGCCUCAGGGAUGUCUGGUUUCACCUCAAAAGGACAGCACUGGUGAAAGGCGCAGGUCGCUCUGUGCAGUUCCGUCAGCUGCAGCUCUACAGGCACGAGAUGCAGCAUUUUGUCAAAGUCAUACAGGGUUACAUCGCCAACCAGAUCCUGCAGGUUUCCUGGACCGAGUUCACGGCCAAGCUGGCCACUGCCAGCGACCUGGAUGCCAUCCACCGCACACACGCUGACUACCUCAACAGAGCCAUCUUCAGGGGUCUGCUGACAGAGAAAGCAGCUCCAGUCAUGAACAUCAUCCAUAGUAUUUUCAGCCUGAUCCUCAAAUUUCGUGCUCAGCUCAUUGCACAUCCCUGGGACAGACAGCAGGGGGAGGCAGUGCACCCAAGCUUCAUUGCCAUGCAGCAGUCGUACAACACUUUUAAGUAUUACUCUCACUUCCUUUUCAAAGUGGUGACUAAACUGGUGAACAGAGGCUAUCAGCCUCAUUUAGAGGAUUUCCUGCUUCGCAUCAACUUCAACAACUACUACAAGGACUCUUAAAGUGCAUGCUGGUCUGGUCUGCUGGUAAACAUCAGUUAAUUGGCUGAAACCUCCCUGCUUGCUGCUUUUAGAAGAUAUAUGUUGGAUUUUAUGAUGGUGUCCAAAAGUCCUUAAAUAAUCAACUUGCUGCCAACAUGCAUCAGAUGAAGCUCAUGUCUAUAUUGUAAUGCAUCUCAUGUCCAUGAAGUGUACAUUUGAAGCUAAUAUAAACUAACUGUUGAUGUGUGAAUAAAAUUGACAUCUUUUUUUAAAUAAAAGCUCUAUUAUGAUUUAAAAAGUAA
This is a messenger RNA of Girardinichthys multiradiatus, 6059 nucleotides long. RefSeq names its product tubulin, gamma complex associated protein 6 (gene tubgcp6). The record is from RefSeq and is a predicted model, not a curated record. Gene Ontology annotation, biological process: meiotic cell cycle; mitotic cell cycle; microtubule nucleation. Gene Ontology annotation, cellular component: equatorial microtubule organizing center; centrosome; gamma-tubulin complex. Gene Ontology annotation, molecular function: microtubule minus-end binding; gamma-tubulin binding. The coding region runs from base 355 to 5778 and encodes 1807 amino acids. The transcript is spliced from 25 exons. NCBI's taxonomy places the organism in Eukaryota, Metazoa, Chordata, Actinopteri, Cyprinodontiformes, Goodeidae.